Macadamia integrifolia is the source of this 1416-nucleotide messenger RNA. RefSeq lists its product as uncharacterized. The coding region runs from base 373 to 1278 and encodes 301 amino acids. The transcript is spliced from 3 exons. The record is from RefSeq and is a predicted model, not a curated record. NCBI's taxonomy places the organism in Eukaryota, Viridiplantae, Streptophyta, Magnoliopsida, Proteales, Proteaceae.
ACAAAGCAAAAUUUCCAAAACCGUUAAAGCCAGCUUUUGCUAACUAGGCUGGAGCAGCCACGAAUAAGGAAAGGAGAAAAAACUGGUGCCACAGCCCAUAGCCCAGUAGCCCACUGAUCAUCCUCAAAACAAAGCGUGAAUGGUAAGCACCAGGAGCGCAUGUUGGAGAACAUAACCCAGUAUGGAAACUCAUAUUGGCAUUUGGAUGGCAGCCCAGAACUUCCAGUUUCAGGGUUUCUUAAAUGCAGGAGUUACAAAACCUCUCCCCUAUUCCCUCGUUUUCUGUCUCUCUCUCCUGGCUUUUCUCGCCCUUAAUCAUCUGUAACAGUCGCUGAAUUCGCUAUUGUGUCUCUGAUCACCUUGGCCGAGAGAAUGCAUGCGAAAUCCGACUCGGAGGUUACGAGUCUAGACGCGUCGUCGCCGCCACGAUCACCCCGGCGGCCCCUCUACUACGUGCAGAGUCCGUCACAAAACGAUGUGGAGAAGAUGUCGUACGGGUCGAGCCCUUUGGGUUCCCCACAUCACUACCAUUCUUCUCCCAUUCAUCACUCCCGUGAGUCAUCCACCACUAGAUUCUCCGCUUCUUUAAAAAACCCUAGGAACGUCACCGCAUGGAAGAAGAUCCACAGAGAGAUCGAAGAGGGAGAAGACGAAGACGAUGUUGACGCAAGUAGUAAGGGUUCUGGCGAGGUUGCGAGGUUCUAUGUGAUCUGUUUCGUUUUCUCCUUCGUCGUUCUGUUCACGAUGUUCUCUUUGAUCUUGUGGGGCGCAAGCAAGCCAUACAAACCCAAAAUCUCCAUUAAGAGUAUGGUGUUCGAGAGCUUUAACAUACAAGCAGGUAUGGACAACUCGGGAGUCCCAACCGAUAUGAUGUCAUUAAAUUCGACGGUCAAGAUUUGGUUCCGGAACCCAGCCACCUUCUUCGGUGUCCACGUCACUUCCACGCCACUCGAACUCUACUACUAUCAGCUCAAGCUGGCCACUGGAUAUAUGGAGAAGUUCUACCAAUCGAGGAAGAGCCAGCGGAUGAUAACGGUGAUUGUGAAGGGAAGCCAAGUGCCAAUGUACGGAGGGGUCUCGAAUGUGAACGGGGGAAAGCAGGACCAAACGAGCUUGGCGGUGCCACUGAACCUAACAUUCCUGGUGAGGUCCAGGGCUUACGUUCUUGGGAAGCUGGUGAAGCCCAAGUUUUAUCGGAGCAUCCGUUGCGCCGUCACUUUGCAUGGCAGCCUACUUGGCAAGCCCCUCCCUUUACUCCAUUCUUGUGUCUAUCAAUGAAUUCUGUGAAUGAAAUUGACUACCACUUCUUAAAGUCAUUUCCAAGUUCUAUAGUGUUUAUUACCUAAGAUUAAUACUUUAACUAUGCUUGUUCUUGGCUGUUGGCCUGUUAAUACAUUAUGAGUGGCAUAGUGAAGG